This is a messenger RNA of Panicum virgatum (switchgrass), 1221 nucleotides long. Its product is annotated as BTB/POZ domain-containing protein 2-like. Gene Ontology annotation, molecular function: protein binding. The record is from RefSeq and is a predicted model, not a curated record. NCBI's taxonomy places the organism in Eukaryota, Viridiplantae, Streptophyta, Magnoliopsida, Poales, Poaceae. The transcript has a single exon. Gene Ontology annotation, biological process: protein ubiquitination. Bases 1 to 1221 code for a protein of 406 amino acids.
AUGUCCGUCUACCUCCUCAUGGACGACGAAGAUGAAGGAGGCAGAGCCGCCGGCGCCGGCGCCGGGGAGGACGUCCACGUGAUGUUCAGUUUGAUGAUGCGCGACGUGGGCGGGGCGCGGCGGCUUCUCAGGUACGGCAAGGUCGCCGCCGCCUUCCGCCGGAAGGGGGACGCGUGCGGCUACGAGCGCUUCGUCUCGCGCGAGCACUUCGUGGACAUUUUAAAGUGCGAUCGCUUCGAGAUCCGGUGCGACCUCACCGUCUUUCCGGCGGGCAGCCAGCCAGAGCCCAGAGCCUGCCUCCGAGGUGUCGUCAUCACGCUCUCUAGCCACCCGAGUCCAUCCGGCGAGAAUGCGCCGCCGCCGCCGCCGCCUGCCCCGCUGAAUCCAUCCGUCGGGACGCCAGCACCGCCGCCGCCGUCAUCUGCCUCGCCGGCGCCAUCUGUCGGGAGAGCGGCGCCGCCGCCGCCACCAGUCCGGCCGGCCGGAACCACAACCACCCGUCGAUGGGCCGAGGAAACAGCCGCCGCCGUCGGAACCGGAACCGCCCGUCCUGGGGGCAGGGCGCCGCUGUCCGGGCUGCCCGCAGAUCUAGGCCGCCUCCUGGCGACGAAGGAAGGGGCCGACGUGGAGUUCGAGGUCAUCGGCGGCAAGAUCUUCGCCGCGCACAAGGCCGUGCUCGCCGCCCGGUCGUCGGUUUUCAAGGACGAAUUCUUCGGCCAGGCGAAGGAGAAGGGCACCAGCUUCGUGCGCAUCAGCGACAUGCACCCGGAGUCUUUCGAGGCCCUCCUGCAUUUCAUGUACACCGACUCGCUGCCGGAGAUGACCAUGAACUCGCUGAAAGAAGGAGCCGUGCUCGCCGAGGAUCUCCUCGUCGCCGCCGGCCGGUACAACCUGAAGGAUCUCAAGUCUCUGACGGAGGACAAGCUGUGCAGCCAUGUCGGCGUGAGCACGGUCCUGCUGAUGCUGGCAAUGGCGGAGCAGUACCAGUGCUGCAAGCUUAAGAAGAUGUGCCUAGGGUUCAUCGGUUCUAGAGCGAACGUGUGGGCGAUCAUGGCGACUAACGACAUUGAGAAUCUGGCAAGAAGCAGCCCCUCUUCGGUGAAGGAUGUGAUUAUGGAGAUUUUGGACACAAGGAUGGCGAGGAGCAUGCGUCUCAUCAAAGCUUGCUUUUUUAUUUUCUGUUUCCAGAUGCUCCUUUUGGUGUUAAUUUGCUAUUCUUAA